GGCAGAAGGGGAAAGCUGAUAUCACGGGGGAGGGAAUGAAUGCUCGCCCUCGCUCUCGGCUCGCGACGCUUCGCUUCUCUCGUGGCCGCCCCCGCUCGGCCCGUUGGUUGGCGGCGCAAAGCCAAUGCGAAGCGACCGGAGGCGGCGGAGGUUUCUGUGAAGCCGCCGCCUGCUCGCUCCGCUGUGAUCGGGUCUCCCCGCUUCCUCCAGCGCCGGGCCUCCUCAUCUUUGGAUUCCCCCCCCCCACUUCAAUUCCAAUGGAACAUAGCUCUGCAGAAGAUUCAGACAUUAGUGAUUCGGAUAUUGUUGAGCACAAGGAGAAGACCUAUGCCCAACUGCGAGCCGGAAAAUUGAAAGCGAAGCAUGGUGAGAAUACCUUUCGGUGCCCUUUCUGCCCUGGGAAGAAGAAGCAGGACUACAACCUCAAGGAUCUCCUGCAGCAUGCCACAGGAAUAGGAGCUGCUCCUAAGCGCAGUGCCAAGGUGAAGGCAACACACCUUGGGCUUGCUAUGUUCUUAGAGAAGGAUAUAGCCAGCUCGUUGGAGAAACCAUUGCAAGUUGUGGUCUACAAGCCAAAAACGACAAAGAGUGAUGAAGAAGUUUUCGUAUGGCCAUGGAUGGGCAUUGUGGUUAACUUACAAUAUGAGUUGAAGGGCGAAGAAGUUUUUAGGGAAAGUGAAGAAAGGCUAAGAGCACAGCUCUCACGGUUCAGACCACUCCAAGUUACAAUUCUUGGGGAUGACAAGGACCAGACAUUUUGUGCCAUUGUCAAGUUUGCUAAGGACUGGAGUGGAUUAAAGGAUGCAUUGGCUUUUGAAAAGCAUUUCAGAGUCGAGCAGUAUGGUAAGACAGAUUGGAUCAAAAUAAAUCACAGAAAGGAUGAUCUUUAUGGAUGGUUUGCAAGAUCUGAUGAUUAUACCUCUUCUGGGCCAAUUGGGCAGCAUCUAAGAGAUAAUGGAGAUCUUAGAAGUGUUGGUGACCUGGAACGUGAGGGGAUGCAAGAAACUGACAAGCGUGUAGCUCAUUAUGCACGCCAAAUCGGGUUAACAAACUAUCACAUGAGCGAAUUGGAGCUUAGGAACAAUCAAAUUGCCAUGAAACUCGAUAGGAUGAUGGAAGAGAAAGAUCGACUGAUUGAAGAGCACAAUGAAAAGAUAAGAAGGAUGCAGAAAGAUGCUUGUCGGAAUUCUAGGAAAAUAAUCGAUGAAAAUAUUCGAUUGUAUGGAGAACUGGAGACUAGGAAAAAGGAAAUUGACAAGAAACGUGAACAACUUGAAAAGUUGGCCGAAAAAGGCAACACUAACAGAGAAAAGCUUGAAGCGGCAAAAGAAGAGAAUGCAAUGGAGAACAGGCUUCUUAGUUUAGCAACCCAAAAGAAAAAUGAAGAAGAUGAGAAGCUUUUGCGCCUUAUUGAGAAACAAAAGCAAGAGAAAGAAGAUGCUUUGAAGAAGCUAUAUGAUUUAGAAAUGCAGUUGGCUUCCAAACAAAAACUUGAACUGGAUAUAGAACAGUUGAAGGGGAACUUAGAGGUAAUGAGCCAUAUGCGAGAUGAAUCAGAAGAUGAUACAAAUUUGAAGAAGCUCGGUGAAUUGCGUAAAAAACUGGAAGAGAAAAAAGAUGAACUGGAGGAUAUCGAUUCUCUUAACCAGACCCUGAUUAUUAAGGAACGAAGAACCAACGAUGAGCUGGAAGAAGCCAAGAAAGAACUGAUAAUUGACCUACAAAAGAUGUCUAGAGUUCGAUCACAUAUUGGUGUCAAAAGAAUGGGUGAGCUUGACCAGAAAGCUUUUGUUGCUGCUUGCAAAGAGAAGAUAGCAGAUGAUGUUAAGUUGGCACUUCUGUGCUCAAAAUGGGAGGAUGAGAUCAGGCAACCAGAAUGGCAUCCUUUCAAAGUAAUCAAUGUUGAUGGGGAGGCAAAGGAAAUCGUUAAAGAGGAUGAUGAGAAGCUGCAAGCUUUGAAAGCUGAACUCGGCGAGAAGGCACACGAUAUUGUUGUGAAGGCUCUCCUUGAGAUUAACGAAUAUAAUCCCAGCGGUAGGUAUCCCUUGCCCGAGCUGUGGAACUUCAAUGACGACAGCAAAGCACCAAUGGGUGAGGCAUCAGCGUACAUAGUGAAGCAGUGGAGGACGAACAAGAAGAAAAAGUCCUACACCUGAUGAGUGUGGCCUGAAAGGGCCUUGCUAGACCAUGUGCAACUAUUGAUGUCUUCAUGUCCCUGACCUCUUUGCUGAAACAUUCUGUAAUGUACUACUUCAUUCGUCCCAUCUCCGGGCACGAUUAGCAAGCAUCAUUAGGCAACAUACUGUGCCUAUGUGGUACCUUAGAUUCUGUUCUAAAAGACAAAAACUGUAACCACCCUGAGUACCUGUUCUCUUCAUUAUUCGGACAAUCAAAUGUUCUUGGCAAAAUGCAAACAUACUGUGAUUUUAGUUCUUA
Molecule: messenger RNA, 2436 nt
Organism: Panicum virgatum (switchgrass)
Lineage: Eukaryota; Viridiplantae; Streptophyta; Magnoliopsida; Poales; Poaceae
Product: factor of DNA methylation 1-like
Exons: 8
Coding region: 36-2156 (706 amino acids)
Biological process (GO): gene silencing by siRNA-directed DNA methylation
Source: RefSeq, a predicted model, not a curated record